Messenger RNA from Peronospora matthiolae, 1110 nucleotides. Lineage: Eukaryota; Oomycota; Peronosporomycetes; Peronosporales; Peronosporaceae. The record is from the annotation of a GenBank genome assembly.
AUGCAACUGCUUCUGAUGACCAAGGGGCUGCGGAACCCUCUCGAUGAGGCGCAAGUUCGUCGUGCUGUGCUUGCGCUUCAGGCGUUUGUAGCCAAGCGAACGCAAGAGCAAACCAAGGCGCCGCUGGUGGACGACGUGGACUACGUCUCGUGCAUUUUAACACGCAAAUUAGUCCCUGCCAAGACCUCGCUCAAGCCCAUUCCCAUCACGCUGUCGCACGCGCUGUACGACGAGGGAGCGGAGAUUUGUCUCAUUGUCAAGGACAGUGACAAGAAGCGCAUUAAAGAAGCGCUGGCUGGUGAUCCGGUUACGGGUGUGACCAAAGUCUUGACUGUGAAGAAACUGCGCAAGAACUUUUCCCGGUUCGAAGACAAGCGAGCGCUGGCUGAUGCUUAUGACAUGUUCUUGGCGGAUGACCGGGUGCUGCCGUACCUCAAGAGUGCACUGGGCACGAAGUUUUUCGUGAAGAAGAAAGCGCCAGUGGCCGUGCGCGUAUCUCGCAAGAACGUCUCGACUAGUGUCCGACUUGCCUCGCGUCGGACGGCGUUGCAUGUCAGUGCUGGCGUGUGCAACAAUGUGAAAGUCGCGCGGCUGGACAUGACGCCCGAGCAGAUGGUGGAGAACAUUAUGGUAGCCAUGAACCACUGCGCUAAUCUCGUGCCCAAGGGCUGGAACGGCGUGCAGUCGAUCAGCAUCAAGACAAAUGAUUCCGUCGCUCUGCCCGUGUACAAUGCACUUGCGUCUUUGGCGAAGCUACCGCCUGUUGGCAAGACUGCGAAUCUGAAGAAGCGAAAGCUCGAGGAGUUUCUUGCCGAGGCGAAAGAUGUUAAGGAGUCUAUGAAGUCUGUACAACAAGUCAAGGAGGUAGCUGAUGUAAAGAAAGCUACAUCAAAGACGGAUCAAGUAAAGAAAGAAGGAGGAGUCGUUGUGAAGAAGCACGUAACGCCAAAGUCGAAGAAGACUACGAAGGCUGUAAAAGCGAAAGAAGCAGAGAAGGAGACGCACAAGAAGGAGAGCUCGAAUGAUAAGGUGGAGGAUAAAUCUGCAGAGACAACGACGCCGCCGGUAAAGAAGAAGGCUCGAGGCAAGAAGAAGGUGUCGAAGAAGUAA